AUCUUUGUACGCAUGCGCGAGUGGUUGUGUGGCAACAAAACAAACAGUAUGGCGGGCUGUAAAGACGCGACGAGCACUUUCAAGAGAGUUAGCGGGCGAAAUCCACAAUAUAUAAGCACUUUAACAUCUGAAGACCGGAGGAGGUUUGGAGAGAAGCUCAAAAUUUGUAUUGGUGACAAAAUUGAAGUUAUUCAAAGCCCAUAUGAGAUCUGGGAUGACAAAAAACGUUGGUCCGACUCGCCGGUGUCUUGGCCACCAAUCUGCUGGGGAGACAUUUAUUCUUAUUUAAUAGAAACCCCUGGACCCUUCACUCAUGAAAGAUUAAAGGCUUUCAAAAGUCUGGAGGCCUAUGAUUAUUUUGUUUCUCGUAAAGUAGGGCCGAUCUUUUCUGUCAAACAGAAAGCAGUGAUCGUGCUAAAAGCAGAGGUUAGACCUGGCCAAGCAGAGUCACAGCGUGAUUCGCAUCUCCCGUGGGUGAUCGCCAAAGAGAACGGCGAAAUAAUCACUGCUCACUGCGACUGCAAAGCCGGUCUUGGAGAAACAUGCAGUCAUGUAGCAGCUUUAAUGUUUAAAGUAGAAGCAGCUGUCAGGAUAGGACUUACAAAUGCUGCAUGUACUAGUGAGGCUUGCAGAUGGAAUCAAGUUUUUGGAAACAACUCCCUGACAGCACCUGCAGAUGAAAUCAACUUCCACCCCAGUAAGAAAAAAGAGACUUUUCCACGGCCAGCAUGUGAGAAGAAGGGUAGAAUUCCGCUGGCUUGUACCAGAGGGGAUGAGGGAUACAUGGAGACAUAUAGGGGUUUUAUAAGAGAGUUGAAAGAAAUUUGCCCCACUGCUUGCGUAUUUAAGUCCUUGCCAAGAUUGGACCCAGAAGAGACUGAUACAGCAAACAGCGAGACAAAUGACACUGAAGAUGAAGAUAUGGACGUUCCAACACACGUGGAGAAUGCUGGUGAACCCUACCAGGUGUCCGUAACACCACAUCAGGAACCACUGCUCGACCAUCUACUUGCCAAGGAGUCUCCUGGUCCACCACCUUUCCCAUUUAGAGGCACUAGCCUCCAAAGGUGGGGAGAGACUCCACAAGAGAUCUCAGCUCAGCAUAAAGUUUACAUAGAUUCACUCUCUGUGACAUAUGAUCAGGCAAAUAAACUUCAGAAUGAAACAAAACAACAGGCUGAUUGUCCCAAAUGGUUUCUUCUGAAAUACUCAAGACUCACUGCUUCAAAUUUUGGAAAAAUUUGCAAGAAAAUGAGCAGUAAAAAAGCCAAACCAGAACUUGUUGCACGUGACAUGCUUCAUCCAAAGCCCCCCACUGAUUUCCAAAAAAAAAUGCUCUCUUGGGGAAAAGAAAAUGAAAGCGUCGCCAUUCAAGUUUACAAAGGACUAGCACAGAGAAGACAUGUCAUAGUACAUGAAUGUGGCUUGUACAUCAGCCCAGAAGAACCCAUUCUAGCCGCCACUCCUGACAGAGUUUGUUAUGACAGCACAGAGGUCAGCAAGUGGGGAAUCAUUGAGGUGAAAUGUCCAUACAGUGUGCGAGACAAACCCCCAAGUGAGGCAGCAAAAUCUGACAACUUCAUGAGCAAAUUGCAUGAUGGGUGCCCAGAACUCAAACACGACCAUGAGUACUACCACCAAGUACAAGGACAAAUGGCCAUUACUGGCGCUCAGUGGUGCGAUUUUGUCAUUUACACAAAAGCUGGCAUUGCUAUUCAGAGAAUUCCAUUUAACCCCCCGUUUUGGAUGUCAGCUGCUUGCAGAUUACAUAGCUUCUUCUAUUCCUACUUUCUACCCAUGUUCAUUGUAUCACAAGAGUCUGCGAAGUAAUGUAAACAAAACAGU
Molecule: messenger RNA, 1845 nt
Organism: Onychostoma macrolepis
Lineage: Eukaryota; Metazoa; Chordata; Actinopteri; Cypriniformes; Cyprinidae
Exons: 4
Coding region: 13-1830 (605 amino acids)
Molecular function (GO): zinc ion binding
Source: RefSeq, a predicted model, not a curated record